UCGGUCUUAAGUUGGGUCAGUUAGGGGGAGAGUCUAAGUGGCGAGGAGUGGAACCGUCACUUGGUUGUGCGUCUAUCACCAUGGUUGACACGUGUACAGGAACGAGCACCUCCCCUUACACAACAGAACAGGAGGCAAAAGCCGCCGCCAUCUUGAAAGAGAGAAGAGAGAAGGAGGCCAAGAAGAAGGCCUCGCUGGAAGAACAGGCGGGGAAGAAGAAGAAGAUUGAGGAAGAGAUGGCGAGAGAAAUGGAGAGGUUGAAAAAGGAGGACGAAGAAAAACUUCGCGCGGUAGAGGCAGAAGAAGAAGUAGAGGAGCAGCCACUGGAGAGGAGAAGAACCGGGCAAAGAGGGGAAUCCAGUGGUGUGAAGGAGGAUCCGUUGGAGAAGAAGAUCACGGAAUGGGUGGCCAGUUUAUCCCUCGGAGAAGAGGAGGAGGCAUUAAUGUAUGUACCUAGGGAAGAGCAGGAGGCGGCCAUGAAAGAGUGGGAUGCAGAGGAAGAUCCACUCAAGCGGCAGACAAUCGAAGAUGAGAAGAGGAUGGAGUGGAAGUUGCGGCUGAUGAGGGAACGGAAAAGAAGAGUGGACGCAGUGAGUCAGGCGGCCAGAGAAUUGGAAGAAAUAAAGCAACAGAGAGCACAGAUGGAGGCUCAGGCGGACCUAUCGGGCAAGGUGCAGGUCAUGGCAAGGAACAUAGAGCGCCUGGCCCAGGUCCAGGAGGAGCAGUAUCGAUUUGUUAGGAGUCAGGACAUAGCCCUGCGGUCAAUACGGCUGGGAUUCAGGGACUUUGCACGUGAGUUGGUGAUGCAGGUGGGCUCAGAGGUGAAGGCCCGCCUAGAGAGCCAAGAGCGUUAUUGCACAGGCGCCAUAGAGGGCGCCAGGCUGGCGGCACCCAAGGAGGAAGAAGCACGUCCUCGUAGGGAGCCUGUCACAGUGAAAUUUCUCGACUCCUAUAGUGGAAAGAAGGAGGAGAACUUUGACAACUGGGAAGCGAAUAUUAAGACGUAUGUGCAGUGUCAAAGCCUCAGAUAAACUGCAAACCAUCCAUUCUCGCCAAUGGAGGAGU
This is a messenger RNA of Chara braunii, 1065 nucleotides long. The record is from the annotation of a GenBank genome assembly. Lineage: Eukaryota; Viridiplantae; Streptophyta; Charophyceae; Charales; Characeae.